CUGACGUUUUGUUGACGCAAAAAAUUUAGAUUCAAAUUAGCAUAUUUUUUUCUCUAAUCCUGUGCUGUCAUAUUGACGGCAGAUUACCGUCAUACCGUGCCGGUGUAUGCUCUCAUAUUUCGUGAUGCGCUGCUACAUAUAUAUCUGCGGGUUUGUUAUACGUAACUGCGCAGUGCGCAGCAGACAAAACCAAGUAGAAAACAACAAUACGCUUGCGUACUGCGUGCGUGCGCGCGCACAUUAGUUCCCCACACAUCAAUAAAUACAUCCAAAUGCAUGGAUAUAACCUCGAGUAAAAACUCACAGUACACAAAUGCACACGGCUUUGAUUCUCUACCGAAGUAUCAAUAGAGCGACACAUCGUGGUCUCUUGUUUUCCUGUGAACACGCACGCCUGUUUUUUUUUUACCACAUCGUCGUUGUCGCUGCAGGCUAUUGAGUAACAUUGUGGUUCAGUUGUUCUGUCUUGGAAAAACAUUUAAAAGUUGAGAAACUUUUUUCGAUUCGUUCAGUUUAAUAUAAACAACUAUAUAAAAAUUAAGACGAAAUGUCGGCAUCACCGAUUGCCAGGCAAGCCACGCAGAGCCAAAGUAUUCCUGCUAAGAGAGUGGUUAUCCACGACGCAAAUCAAUUGCCCGCUGAUUAUUCGUCGACCCCUGGAGGUACUCUCUACUCCACUACACCGGGAGGUACCCGAAUCGUUUAUGAACGAGCUUUUUUAAUGAAUUUGCGUAAUUCACCAAUUUCACGAACACCACCAAAAAUUUCUUCAAUACCGACUAAUAUUCUCAAGGAUAGUACGCCAGUCGCAAAGUCAUCAAGUCCCGCAACCAAAGAAUCACAAGUAAUUGAUGAAUCUGCUGAACAAUUUGAAAUGGACAUGUAAUAAAUAAGGUCUUAAAUAUGUCUGUGAUUGAGAUAAUGUGUUUAAAAAACUUCAUGAAUCACUAUAAAAAGCUUGAUCCGACAUAUCGCAUUUUAUACAAAUACUUCAAUCUUAUGACGCGCAGGACGCUUUCGAAUAAUUUUUCGCAUAUGCUGCCUUCCGUUAGUAUUUAUUGGAGUAUGACAAACUCGAAAUUAUAUUCGAGUAGAAGUGCCAAUUAUUUCGUUGCCAUUAUUAGUUUCAAAUAACAAGAAACGCAUAUCGAAGUGAUUUUUUGUCAUCGUUAAACAAUCUAUAAAGAGUCCAUUUGUUUUUAUUAUAAUUUUUAAAAAAUUGAAGCAAAAAAUAUAAGAAAACGUAUCAACUUAAUCAAAUGUAUCAAUUUAUCUACUUUGUGUAAUAACUCGUGCUUGUAAGUUAUUAAUCUUUUUAGAUCAGAAUUCGUACAUUUCAUUUUAUAAUUUGCUAUACUUAUUAUUAAACUAAAUAUUAAUAAAAAUUUUAGUAAUAAAAGAGUAUUUUUGUAUGUUUUUUAGUUCUUAAUAUUAUGGUAUAUUCUUAUAUAAUUGUAAGUUUCCAUUGUUUCACUGUAAGGGAAUAUAUCAUCAAUAUUGUAUUUAUUUGCCAAAGUCAAAUUGUAACUGAAUGAAUACCCAGAAGGAAAGUGAAAUAAUUUUUAUACUGUAGAUAUAUACUGUAGACUGUAGAUCUCACGCUACCUAAAAAACUAAAAAAGGUGCAUUUAGUUUUUAAUUUAAUCUUCAUUAAGUAUAUAUAUAUGAGCAAUUCCAUCAAAAAAGUGCCAUGAGGUCAUCGUUUUGUCAAAUAGCACUGUACUGAAUGUUCAAGAUAUAAGCACUUAAUUUUUCUAUUUUAUCAUCUUAUGAAGUAUAGUAUAGUCCAAGCGAAAAUAAUUAAACGAAGCACCGUGUAUCCUGGUAAAACCCUUUUGAACCUCUUGAAGUACUAAUAUCAAUAAAAACAAAAACGUUGUUUGUCAUAGAUUUAUUUUAAUGACUUUUAAAAAUUCCAUGGAAAACUAGUAAAGAUAGCAUAAAUCAGGUUUCAAAAUUUGAAUUCUACGAGUUAAAAAUCAUAUUUUGGCUUACUUUUUCCUCGAAGCGUUUAUAUAUUUCAAAACAUUAAUUUCCCUCAACCGAGUCUAUUUUAUAGUUUCAUUAGUUUUGAAAAUUUUUUAUAGUAUUACCGUUUAGAAAAUUAUGUAUGGGUCAAAAUUAUUGGAUAAGACUGAUCCAAGAUGUGGUUUCCAACGUAACUAACCCGCAGGCAUCGAAUUUGAAGUCAGAUUUAUGCACACAGUUUUAGUUUUGUAUCAAAACGCAAAAGAUCAUGAUAAAUUACGUUUAUUUUCUAUGAUGAAUAGAGGAAUAAAGAUAUCAUGAGUAUCUCUGACAGUGAUAGGUUUAAUUUCUUUUUUAAUUUUAGGUACCACAUAGAACGUUAAAUGAAAAAAUUAGGAACGUACUGCAUAUAUAAAUUUUAAUUUAGGCGUCAAGUGGGUCCCAAUGGUGUUUUCAAUUUAGGUGAAUUUUGACAAGCACGUUUUAUGUAUUUUUACACUAAACACGAAUUAAAUAAUUAAAUUAAGAGGGAUGGGCACUUCGCUCGAUCGGUCAGAAAAAUGUUUGAACAUUGAAAAAAUCGGUUUUUGACAAAAUAAAAAAUAUCAAAUUUUUCGAGCAAUUUUAAGGCGAAAAGUAUGUUAUAAUUUUCAUGGUUCCCGAAAAAAAGAUCUUAAACUUUUGAAAAAUGCGAUUUCGACCAUUUUUUAUCGUCGAUUGAUUUUUGAUUGUACCAAUUGCUUUAUAAUCUAAUCGCAGACUAUGAAAGUUCAAAUCAAGAUCUCUAAGUAGCAAUAAUUGUUUACACUAAAAAGUUUUGUCCAAUAUGUGUUUUUGAGCUCCGAAAAACAGCGUUCAUGCGGUCGCGUGCAUACCUCCGUGUCCCAUAUGGCGAGGCAGAAAACUAUCUACAAGCGUAUUACAAUUUUAUGGUAUUUGCUGAAUAGUAAUUGGUAUUUGUUUAUGCACACAUAGAAUUUACAAAGAGGAUUUAAAAAUAGGAGAGAAUAAAUUGACCAUAUUCAAAUGUUUAAAUUUAUAGGUUGGAUUUGUUAUGAUAAUAAGAAUACUGUAGCAGUAGAUUUUGUUGUAAGUCAUAAGUACAAGUAAACUUUAUACUUGAAAAAAUAUUCGGCAGUAUAAAUAUUUAUAUUAUUCUGUUUAUUUUAACA
Molecule: messenger RNA, 3140 nt
Organism: Phymastichus coffea
Lineage: Eukaryota; Metazoa; Arthropoda; Insecta; Hymenoptera; Eulophidae
Gene: Thor
Product: eukaryotic translation initiation factor 4E-binding protein
Exons: 3
Coding region: 548-886 (112 amino acids)
Biological process (GO): negative regulation of translational initiation
Cellular component (GO): cytoplasm
Molecular function (GO): eukaryotic initiation factor 4E binding
Source: RefSeq, a predicted model, not a curated record